AAAAUAGCGUCAAGAAAAUUGCAAAAACUUAAACCAAGUAAAGAGAAAUAUUUAUAAAAUGUCUGCACCCGAUAAGGAAAAGGAGAAAGAGAAGGAGGAGAACACCAACAAGGGCGAGGACUUGGGUCUGCUCGAGGAAGACGACGAGUUCGAAGAGUUUCCCGCUGAAGAUUUCCGUGUCGGCGACGACGAGGAAGAGCUCAAUGUGUGGGAGGACAACUGGGACGAUGACAACGUGGAGGAUGACUUCAGCCAGCAGCUGAAGGCGCAUCUGGAGAGCAAGAAAAUGGAAACAUAAUCCAGCCAAGCCAAGCCAACCCCAUUUCCCCCCCGUUCGUACCUAACCAUCAAAACGAGCAAACGAUCAGUUAAAAAUCUAGAAUAAAAUCAAUAUAUUAAGUGGA
This is a messenger RNA of Drosophila guanche, 404 nucleotides long. RefSeq names its product probable 26S proteasome complex subunit sem1 (gene Sem1). The transcript has 2 exons. Gene Ontology annotation, biological process: mRNA export from nucleus; proteasome assembly; double-strand break repair via homologous recombination. The record is from RefSeq and is a predicted model, not a curated record. NCBI's taxonomy places the organism in Eukaryota, Metazoa, Arthropoda, Insecta, Diptera, Drosophilidae. Bases 59 to 298 code for a protein of 79 amino acids. Gene Ontology annotation, cellular component: proteasome regulatory particle, lid subcomplex; proteasome complex.